AUGAAGGGAGUCGCGGUUAAACGAAACCAUCAGCAGGCCCUCUUGGCUGCUGUUCUUCUUCCCGUUCUUCUGCUCGGUUCCGCGGUCGGCGAGAUCGAGAGACGUACCUCGAAGCAGAUGGUCGAGGAGUCGGCCGAGAGUUUGGCCUCCGGCUUGAGCAAGGAUUGCGGCAAGUCGUACAGCGCCACCUGCCUCAAGUUGGACGUGGUCUCGUUCCUCGACAGGCUGUCCGGCACGUUGGGGGCAAUCGGUUUCGGCGCUCUAGCUCUGCUCGCGGGUAAAGCGCUGAUGACAGGUCUGAUGGCCCUCAUGUUAUCCGCCAUCGUCGGUCUGAAAUCUCUGGCGAGCGGGGGCGAGAAGAAGACCACCUACGAGAUCGUGAGCAAACCGGUGUACUCGAGUUCUCACACUCACAGCUCGGAGGAGCACCACGGCCACGGUUACGGGCAUUCAGGAUACGGGAGAUCCCUGGACGCGAUCCACGAGGACGUGGAGCAGGCCGUUCUGAAAUACGGCAACGUGCGGGACCGUCGAUCGUUGCUUCGACAAAAUUAAGAUUAACUCGUGAACGGAGGAGCCG
Messenger RNA from Apis dorsata (giant honeybee), 580 nucleotides. RefSeq lists its product as uncharacterized. The record is from RefSeq and is a predicted model, not a curated record. Bases 1 to 555 code for a protein of 184 amino acids. The transcript has 2 exons. NCBI's taxonomy places the organism in Eukaryota, Metazoa, Arthropoda, Insecta, Hymenoptera, Apidae.